AUGCCUCCUGUCCGGUCACCUCCGGCGCUGCCGCUCGUCGACUACCCUUCCUCCUCUCCACCUCCGGGCAACGGCUCGACGGUGGUCAACGAUUCUUCAUCAGAGAGCAUCGAGCUUGCGACAACUGAUGGCGCCCAAGCUGUGAAUCUAGUCGACAAUAGCGCGGUCGGACAUGGACAGGAUGCUCUGCCGAGCUCUCUCCUCGUACCUCAAGCAGAUAGCAAGGGUGCUCCCAGUAGAAUUGAAGACGUUGUGGUGAUGAUGCGAGAGCUCGAGGAGAUGUCUGGAAGGGCCAGAACGCCGACGGAGCUCUCAGGCGAGGAAGAGGUGGAAGACCUUGAGUCGCUCCACAAGAAAUUGAAGCAGCUGCUCAUGCCCUCCCCCAAGCCAGUCAUUGCCAAGCCUACUGCAGCAGAGACGCAGCCUGUACCGCCCUUCGUCGUUGGCCCUACGUUACAACGCAUCGAGAGUGACCGGAAACGAGACCAUGGUAUUUCACGGAACGUCCUCUAUUAUGCCGCUGCGCUCCAGCUCGAGAAGGCUGGCGUCAAGUGGGAGAUAGCGCAGGCUUGGACCGCCUAUUUGUUCAGUGCUGGUGCAACUGGACAUGAUGCUGUGCGUGAGAAGCAGCAGCUCGUUGAAGAAGCGAAAGCUGAGCUUGAUGCCCUGAUCAAGCAAGUGCUUGAUGAGGAGGCGGCAUACUGGGCGAACCAGGAGAAAGUCCUCCUCCCACGUCGACUCUUAUUGUCCAACAUAUCCGCGGGCGCAGAUGCGGAGGAGGUGGCCUCGUUCCUUUCGGAAUUCAAAUAUGACAUUCAGAACAUCAAGAUGUUAGCACGAGAUCCUCUUUCACGGACCCAGACCGCAUACGUUGAUAUGUAUACCCAGGGCGCGGCCAAGCAGGCUUCCUACAGCAUGGGGUCUAUCUUUGGCUUGAUUGUCAAGAUCCGUCUUGCUGCGGAUGGCGACUGA
Didymosphaeria variabile is the source of this 972-nucleotide messenger RNA. RefSeq lists its product as uncharacterized. The record is from RefSeq and is a predicted model, not a curated record. The coding region runs from base 1 to 972 and encodes 323 amino acids. NCBI's taxonomy places the organism in Eukaryota, Fungi, Ascomycota, Dothideomycetes, Pleosporales, Didymosphaeriaceae. Gene Ontology annotation, molecular function: nucleic acid binding. The transcript is spliced from 4 exons.